Loxodonta africana (African savanna elephant) is the source of this 3145-nucleotide messenger RNA. It is a transcript of the gene NSUN2, whose product is annotated as NOP2/Sun RNA methyltransferase 2. The record is from RefSeq and is a predicted model, not a curated record. Gene Ontology annotation, molecular function: tRNA binding; tRNA (cytidine-N5)-methyltransferase activity. Gene Ontology annotation, biological process: tRNA methylation. Gene Ontology annotation, cellular component: nucleus; cytoplasm. The transcript is spliced from 19 exons. Bases 16 to 2487 code for a protein of 823 amino acids. NCBI's taxonomy places the organism in Eukaryota, Metazoa, Chordata, Mammalia, Proboscidea, Elephantidae.
GCGGCGUGGUCGGCGAUGGGGCGGCGGGCGCGCGGACGGCGGCUGCAGCAGCAGAGACCCGAGGGCUCCGAGGGCUCGGAGGACGCCGCCGGGCGCGGCGGGAAGCGGGGCGCCGCGGGCUGGGAAGGCGGGUACCCCGAGAUCGUCAAAGAGAAUAAGCUGUUCGAGCACUACUACCGGGAGCUGAAGAUCGUGCCCGAGGGCGAGUGGGACCAGUUCAUGGGAGCGCUUAGGGAGCCCCUCCCGGCCACCUUCAGGAUUACAGGAUACAAAAGCCACGCAAAAGAGAUUCUCCACUGCUUAAAGAACAAGUACUUCAAGGAAUUGGAGAACCUGGAGGUGGACGGUCAGAAGGUUGAAGUUCCACAACCCCUGAGCUGGUAUCCUGAAGAACUUGCAUGGCAUACAAAUUUAAGUCGGAAAAUCUUGAGAAAGUCCCCACAGUUGGAGAAGUUUCACCAGUUUCUGGUCAGCGAAACUGAGUCUGGAAAUAUCAGCCGUCAGGAAGCUGUUAGCAUGAUUCCGCCCCUGCUGCUCAGCGUUCAGCCUCAUCAUAAGAUUUUGGAUAUGUGUGCAGCCCCCGGAUCGAAGACCGCCCAGCUGAUUGAGAUGCUGCAUGCUGACAUGAACAUCCCCUUCCCGGAGGGGUUUGUCAUCGCAAACGACGUGGACAACAAGCGCUGCUACCUGCUGGUCCACCAGGCCAAGCGGCUGAGCAGCCCGUGCAUCAUGGUGGUCAACCACGACGCGUCCACCAUCCCCCAGCUGCAGAUGGACGUGGGCGGGCGGAAGGAGGCACUUUUCUACGACCGUAUCCUGUGCGACGUCCCCUGCAGUGGAGAUGGCACUAUGAGGAAAAACAUCGAUGUUUGGAAAAAGUGGACAACCUUGAAUAGCUUGCAGCUGCAUGGCCUGCAGCUGCGGAUUGCAACACGGGGUGCCGAGCAGCUCGCUGAAGGUGGGCGGAUGGUGUACUCCACCUGCUCCCUGAACCCCAUUGAGGACGAAGCCGUCAUCGCAUCUCUCCUGGAGAAAAGCGAAGGCGCUUUGGAGCUCGCCGAUGUGUCUGCUGAGCUGCCGGGGCUGAAGUGGAUGCCUGGGCUCUCACACUGGAAGGUCAUGACAAAGGAUGGGCAGUGGUUUGCUGAUUGGGACAAGGUCCCGCACAACAGGAACACCCAAAUCCGACCCACCAUGUUCCCACCAAAUGACCCAGAGAAGUUGCAGGCCUUGAACCUACAGCGGUGCCUUAGGAUCUUACCACAUCAUCAGAAUACUGGAGGGUUCUUUGUGGCAGUGUUAGUCAAAAACUCUUCAAUGCCGUGGAAUAAACGCCAACGAAAGCUGCCAGGGAGAUCUGCAGACACCAGAGAAACUGUGCUGUCCAGCCCCACAUAUCUGACCAGCGGGAAAGCUACGGACCCUUCCCAGGUGGAGAGCAAGCCGCUUAGUGAAGCAGGCGACGCAGAAGUAAUCCAGAGAGCCGAGGAUGCAGAGAACGAUGGCAAUAAGAGAGAUGGCGUGUGUGGUCCUCCUCCAUCAAAGAAAAUGAAGCUCUUUGGAUUUAAAGAAGACCCAUUUGUGUUUAUUCCUGAAGACGACCCAUUGUUUCCACCUAUCCAGAAAUUUUAUGCUUUGGAUUCUUCGUUCCCCAAGAUGAAUUUGCUAACUCGCACGACAGAAGGGAAGAAAAGGCAGCUAUACAUGGUUUCCAAGGAGCUGAGGAACGUGCUGCUGAACAACAGCGAGAGGAUGAAGGUUAUUAACACGGGGAUAAAAGUCUUGUGUCGCAGUAACAGCGGCGAGGAGUUUGCUUGUGCCUUCCGGCUCGCACAGGAGGGAAUAUACACGUUGUAUCCGUUCAUUAAGUCGAGGAUCGUUACUGUGUCCGUGGAAGAUGUUAAAACACUGUUAACCCAGGAAAAUCCGUUUUUUAGAAAACUGAGCAGUGAGGCAUACAGCCAAGCGAAGGACAUGGUGAAAGGGAGCAUUGUCUUGAAGUACGAACCAGACGCUGAGAAACCAGAGACCCUCCAGUGUCCCAUUGUCAUGUGUGGAUGGCGUGGAAAGGCCUCAUUUCGAACUUUUGUUCCCAAGAAUGAGCGGCUCCAUUAUCUCAGGAUGAUGGGGGUGGAGGUGCUCGGAGAGAAGAAGAAAGAAGGGGUCAUCCUGACCGAUGAGGACACCACCAACUCUGGGCCAGCAGAGAUUGAGAUGCAAGCAAAGGAGGUUGGCGACCGAGACGGGGCAGCGGGCAGCAACACGGCUGGGAAUGGCAGCCCAGAUGGGGCAGCAGGCGGUGACACGGCUGGGAAUGGCAGCCCAGACGGGGCAGCGGGUAGUGACGUGGCUGGGAAUGGAAGCCCAGAUGGGGCGGCAGCAGGAGACAGUAGCCCAGAUGGAGCAGCAGGCGGUGACGUGGCCAGGAAUGGCAGCCCAGACAGGACAGUGGGUGGUGAUGCAGCUGAGGACGGCAUGCCCCGGUGAGGCCAGGUCCCAGGGAAAGCAUGGCCACACUUGGGGACGGGUUUACAAUGGUGCGGCUCACACAGAACAUCCGGGACUUUGACUUGGACAUAGGUGGUUGAAAGGCCAGAAGCGGGUGGAAAGGGAAAGUGAGCCCGCUGCUUUUACAGGGAGCCCCAGCUGCUUCCAUGUUGCUUGUUUUGCUUUGUUCCUUUGUCUGUGCUGGGUUUCAUGUGUCUGUGGCUGGUAGUAGACCUUUACCGGUAAGGUCUUACUUCUACCUGGAAAUAAAAUAAAACUGCCCUUACAGAAAUUUUCAGGCCCCUUUUGUUAUGCCUAUGUCGGUCUUAGGGUCCGGUAUUUUAAAAUAAUUAUUAUUUAUAAAAGAGUCUGUAAGUGCUUAUGAACUCAGAAAAUUAUCUUACGAGCUUUAAUAAAUGUAUCGAGCUGCACCUCACUGGUGUGACAUUAACGUGCAGGGGGGUUAAUCUGAGGCCUCGGAUGACGUCGGUGCCUUCUGUAAUAAAGGGUCCGGUAAGAGCCGUGUUGUGUGUCUUGACCUCAAUUAUGAGAGUGUUGUAUGUGCUUUCAUUGAAUGGAGUGCUUUGCAGUUUUUAUUUUUAAAGUGGGAUUUGGGAUCCUUGGAAUAGGUAAAUAAAGAGUUAUUAAUUAUAAGGUG